Molecule: messenger RNA, 924 nt
Organism: Lathyrus sativus (Indian pea)
Lineage: Eukaryota; Viridiplantae; Streptophyta; Magnoliopsida; Fabales; Fabaceae
Source: the annotation of a GenBank genome assembly
AUGGGGAAAGAAGAAUUCAAUCCAUUUGGGAGACCUUACAAUUUUAUGGUGCCUCAAGAUCAAACUCCAAACCAACCCAUGCCCCCACAUUGGUCUAGAACUAUGCAGGCUUAUUACAAUCCUGGGUCUACUCCAAAUCCCUUUUAUAAUCCACUUGCAGCUGGUUCUUACUUGUAUCAGCAGUACAUGUGGCCAAAUCAGGCAAGCAAUGCACUACUUCAUUAUGAUGCUCUAAACGAUCCCUCAAGGCUCUCCAAUAAACCUCAGGAUGCUACACUGGCCUUUUCAGAAAUGGUGUGCAGGAAUAUGGGCGAAGGAAAGCCAGACUUCAACAAACUAUUUACUGGAAACUCACAACCUUUAAGUUUAAUAACUGGGGAUUUGAGAGAACAUGGAAACACAUCUUCAGCACCAAAAAAUGCCCGGGAUGGAAUCUCAAUGAGUGUACCAAGUGGAAGCAAGAGAUCACCCGGUGAAGAACAAGAGAGCACUAACAAUCUUUUUCCUUCAAGUUUGACACUGAAACCAAGCAUGAUAAUUGGGGAUGAAAAUCCAUCUGGGCUGACUCAAAAUUUGGAAACACUUGUCAAGGAAUCUGAUGCUGAUGCUGAUACUCAACUAAAAAAUAUGGAAGGUGAUGAUAUAAGAAAAGAAAGGAAAAGACAGUCAAACAGGGAAUCAGCUAAGAGAUCAAGGAUACGAAAACAGCAAGAAUGUGAAGAGCUAUCUAAAAAGAUAGACACUCUUAAGGAUGAAAAUUCCGUCCUAACACAAAGGCUCGCUACACUUUCUGAGGAAUGUCAGGAGCUCACCAAUGAAAACAAUUCCAUUCAGGAAGAGCUAAUUAAGAGGUAUGGAUCAGAAUCAAUUGCAGACCUAUUGCGCAUGAAGCCUGUUUUUGGUGGAUUCCCAAAAUCAGUUUGA